AUGGUGCAAGAAGGGAUGGUUCAUGAUCCUAAUGAUCCGGAAUUUAUAUCAGCAAUGAAAUUUCUAGCAUUGCCACAGGAAGAAAAGAUUAAACUUCGAUCGCAACCGUUCGAUGCUAAGAAAGCAUGUUGGAUACCAGAUCCAAAAGAGUCGUUCAUUGCUGCUGAAAUCGAGAGUACUAAAGAUGAUCAAGUAACAUUCAUGCAUCAAUUGACAUGUAAUGGUGUCCUUGAAGGUAUUCGUAUUUGUCGAAAAGGCUUUCCCAAUCGAAUGAUCUACUCGGAAUUCAAGCAACGGUAUUCUAUUUUGGCACCGAAUGCCAUUCCCCAAGGAUUUGUCGAUGCAAAAAAAGCUACAGAAAGUAUCCUGACUUCGAUCACUUUGAACGAAGAACUGUAUCGUUGCGGUAAUACAAAGGUUUUCUUCAAAGCAGGAACAUUAGGUCAAUUGGAAGAUCUACGCGAUGCAGCUUUAUCGAAAGUGAUUUCGUCUUUACAAGCCCGAAUACGUGGUUUUAUUAUGAAACGAUCCUAUAGGAAAAUGUUAGAUCAACGCUUAGCAUUGUCGGUUUUGCAGCGUAAUUGUCGUAAAUACUUGUCACUUCGUAAUUGGCCAUGGUGGAAAUUGUAUACGAAAGUCAAACCUUUACUGUCGGUCGCACGACAGGAAGAAGAGAUGAAGAAACUUGAAGAAGAAUUCAAAGCGUUGAGAGAAGCAUUGGCGAAAGAAGAAAAGUUGCGAAAAGAAAUGGAAGAUAGCAAUUCGAAACUAGUACGAGAAAAGAAUGAUAUUUUUCAACAACUAGAAUCCGAACGUACUGGAUCAUCGGAAGCUCAAGAACGAUACACUCGUUUAGUGACACAAAAAGCUGAUCUUGAGCAACAAAUCAAAGAUCUAGAAGAACGGUGUACUCAAGAAGAAGAAACUGCCCAGGAGCUGAAUAGUAAGAAGAAGAAACUUGAACAUGAUAUUGAUGGAUUGAAGAAGGAUAUCGACGAUAUUCGUUUAAACCUUCAAAAAUCGGAAAAUGAAUGUAAAACACGCGAUAAUCAAAUUCAUACCUUACAAGACGAAAUUGCUCAUCAAGAUGAAACGAUAGCAAAAUUAACACGUGAACGUAAACGUUUAGAAGAGCAAAAUGCGAAGACAACCGAGCAAUUACAAGGUGAAGAAGAUAAAGUCAAUCAUUUGAACAAAGUCAAAACGAAAUUAGAGCAAACGCUCGAUGAAUUAGAAGAUUCGUUAGAACGAGAAAAGAAGGCUCGAGCUGACCUGGAUAAGAAUAAACGCAAACUCGAAACAGAUUUGAAAGCUCUACAGAGCAAUCUAGAAGAUGUUGAACGAUCGAAACGAGAAAUAGAGGAGAAUCUAAAAAGAAAAGACCAAGAAAUUCAGCAGAUGGGUGGACGUUUGGAUAGCGAACAAGGUCAAGCAGCAAAUCUCAGUAAGAAAAUCAAAGAAUUACAAAGUCGAAUGGAAGAGAUGGAAGAAGAACUUCAAACAGAAAGACAAUUACGGCAAAAAACUGAAAAACAACGAGCUGAUUUAACCCGAGAAAUGGACGAAAUGAACGAUCGAUUGGAAGAAGCGGGUGGCGCAACGUCGACACAAGUUGAAAUGAACAAAAAGCGUGAAGCCGAAUUAGGUAAACUUCGGCGAGAUUUAGAAGAAGCCAAUCUUCAACAUGAAGCAACUACAGCCCAAUUGAAGAAAAAGCACCAGGAUGCUGUCAACGAAAUGGGUGAACAGAUUGAUCAAUUGCAAAAGAUCAAGAAUCGUUUAGAAAAAGAAAAGCAAACGGUGAAAUCCGAGGCUGAUGAUAUACGCUCCCAACUUGACCAUUCACAAAAAGGUAAACUCGCUGCUGAGAAACUCUCGAAACAAUUGGAACAGCAACUAAACGAUAUCAAUAGUAAAAUGGAAGAGAACGUUCGCCAAUUGAAUGAUUUAAAUCAACAAAAGUCGAAGUUAUCGAAUGAAAAUUCUGAUCUCACUCGACAACUUGAAGAUGCCGAACAUCAAAUAGCAGUACUGACAAAGACGAAAACCACGACACAGCAACAGUUGGAUGACGCGAAGAGAACAUUGGACGAUGCAUUACGUGGAAAAGGUGCAGCCAAUACACAGUUACGUAAUUUAACCGCCGAUCUUGAACAGGCUCGUGAACAACUUGAUGAAGAACAGGAGGCUAAAAGUGAACUUCAAAGACAGGUGACGAAACUGAAUUCGGAAGUUCAGCAGUGGAAAGCUCGUUAUGAAUCCGAAGGUGUAUCUCGUAGCGAGGAAUUAGAAGAAGCGAAACGAAAAUUAGCAUCGAAGUUGGCUGAAGCCGAAGAACAAGUCGAAGCUGCAUUAAACAAAUGCAAUUCAUUGGAGAAAGUCAAAGCGCGACUUCAAGGGGAAGUCGAAGAUCUUAUGGUCGAUGUUGAACGUGCUAAUACUAAUGCUUCUUCGAUGGAUAAGAAACAAAAACAAUUCGAUAAAUUGAUCAAUGAAUGGAGACAAAAGUGCGAAGAUAUUACAAUCGAACUUGAAGAAUCACAGAAAGAAGCACGCCACUAUUCAACUGAAUUAUUUAAACUUAAAACCCAAUAUGAAGAAUCUCAUGAACAAAUCGAAGCACUUCGCAAAGAGAAUAAGAAUUUAGCAGACGAAAUCAAAGAUCUUCUGGAUCAGUUGAGUGAUGGUGGAAAGAAUGUUCAUGAACUUGAUAAAGCUCGUAAACGUGCCGAAUUAGAAAAGGAAGAACUUCAAGCUGCUUUGGAAGAAGCUGAGUCAGCGCUCGAACAAGAAGAAGCGAAAGUUCUUCGCGCACAAAUGGAACUGAGUACAGUUCGUCAAGAAAUCGACCGUCGAGUUCAUGAAAAAGAAGAAGAAUUCGAAAAUACAAGACGCAAUCAUGCACGUGCACUGGAAUCCAUGCAAGCGAGUCUGGAUGCUGAAUCACGUGCUAAAGCUGAGGCGUUCAAACAAAAAAAGAAACUUGAAACUGAUAUCAACGAACUUGAGAUUGCACUUGAUCAUUCGAAUCGUAUCAAUGCCGAUACUCAAAAAGCUCUCAAACGGCUUCAACAGCAAUUAACAGAUCUACAAACGCAAAUUGAACUCGAACAACAGCAACGAGAUGAAGCACGCGAAGCUGCAGCCGCUGCUGAACGCCGUGCUAACGCUAUUAGUGGCGAAGCUGAAGAACUGCAUACAUCUUUAGAACAAGCUGAACGUGCGCGAAAGGCUGCGGAAAUGGAAUUGCACGACAUUGCUGAUCGUAUCAGUGAUUUAAGUACGCAAAAUGCCAAUUUAGCAUCACAAAAACGGCAAUUAGAAUCAGCAACAACAGCUAUGCAGGCCGACUUGGAUGAAGCACUUAGCGAAUUGAAGAAUAGCGAAGAACAAUCGAAGAAAGCCAGUGCUGAUGCUAUUCGUCUUGCAGACGAAUUACGUCAAGAGCAAGAACAUGCCAUUCAUCUUGACCGAUUACGUAAAAGUCUUGAACAACAAAUCAAAGAUCUUCAAGGACGUCUUGAAGAAACCGAAGGAAACUCACUCAAAGGUGGCAAACGGGUCAUUGGUAAACUCGAACAGCGCAUUCAUGAAUUAGAAAAUGAAAAUGAACUAGAACAACAUCGCCAUCAAGAGACCUUGAAAGAACUACGUAAAAAUGAUCGCCGUUUGAAAGAUUUAGCCUUUCAAGCAGAAGAAGAUCGAAAAAAUCAUCUGCGUUUACAAGAUCUCAACGACAAACUACAAGCUAAAAUCAAAGUCUAUAAACGUCAAGUUGAAGAAGCUGAGGAAAUUGCUGCUGUCAAUUUGGCAAAAUACCGCAAAGUUCAAACUGAACUGGAGGAUUCAGCUGAGCGAGCGGACAUGGCGGAAAAUCAACUGGGCAAAUUACGAGCUAAAAAUCGAUCUUCUGUUAGUCUGAGUCGCACAUCUCCGGCACGUGAAAUGCGCGAAUCAACUGUCAAUUAUCGGGCUGCAUCAACCGUACGUGCUACAUCAGUUCGUCCACGUUAA
This is a messenger RNA of Adineta ricciae, 4014 nucleotides long. The record is from the annotation of a GenBank genome assembly. Lineage: Eukaryota; Metazoa; Rotifera; Eurotatoria; Adinetida; Adinetidae.